This is a messenger RNA of Scylla paramamosain (green mud crab), 4821 nucleotides long. RefSeq lists its product as uncharacterized. Gene Ontology annotation, biological process: regulation of transcription by RNA polymerase II. Gene Ontology annotation, cellular component: nucleus. Gene Ontology annotation, molecular function: DNA binding. Bases 370 to 2304 code for a protein of 644 amino acids. The record is from RefSeq and is a predicted model, not a curated record. NCBI's taxonomy places the organism in Eukaryota, Metazoa, Arthropoda, Malacostraca, Decapoda, Portunidae. The transcript has 2 exons.
UUUCCUUCCCGGGAUCCCGAGAUCCCGGGAUCCCGGGAUCCCGGCCAUAAAUGGGCUUUUUUUCCUUCCCGGGAAAUAUGUGAAAUCCCGGGAAAUCCCGGGAAACUUCUUUUUAUUAUUUUUUUCUUAUGUCAGCUAAAAAAUACGAAAAUGUAUGAGAGAGAGAGAGAGAGAGAGAGAGAGAGAGAGAGAGAGAGAGAGAGAGAGAGAGAGAGAGAGAGAUGCCUGGGCUGGAAGCGAGACAGCGAUGAGCUGAAUCAGCUGACGAGCGACGACACGUACCGUUCUCGUACACUUCUUUGCUUUGGUGGGCUUCUGGCGCUGAGUCAGGUGAUUUACUGAAUUAUCUGACUCUACAUAACCAUUAAAAUGGCAGACGAGGCAGAAGCAACAACCAGUACUGAGUCUUAUGCAUGGAAAUAUUUUGAAAAACUUAAAUGUGAAGAAUCGUCACGAUGUAAAAAGUGUCAUGCAGUUAUAAAGUGCAGAGGAUGGUCUACCAGUGGUAUGAUCCGUCAUCUCAAGAGCAAACAUUCAAUUGAAAAAACAGAAAAUCUCAAACGUCCUUCAGACAGGUCUCAUGAUAAAGAUACGAGUGAGGUGAAGAGGAAUUCUGUGCAACAGAAAAUGACUGAUUUUUUUAAAAAGGAGGAGACGAAGGAAGAAAUCGUUGGGAAGCUAGCUGCAGUAGAUGGAUUUUCCAUAAAUGCCAUUGCCAAGAGUGAGUUCAUAAAGACAUCAAUGCUUGCAAGGGGAUACAAAUUGCCUCAAAGUCCAACUCUUGUUAUGGAUCUUGUACAUAAGCAGUACAAUGUUGCAAAAGAAAGGGUGAUAUUUGAUAUUAACAAAAGGAAGAAUGUUGGGGUUAGGUUUGGAUUAUCUCUUGAUGAGUAUACUUCACUAAAAAACAAGAGAUACAUGAACAUAAAUUUACAUACUAGUGAUACCUUUUGGAAUCUAGGAAUGGCUAGAAUUACAGGUUCACUACCAGCAGAGACUGCAGUUGAGGUAGUUGAGAAUAAGUUAGCCGAGUUUCAGGUAAACUUGGAAAGAGAUGUAGUUGCAUGUGUAACUGAUGGAGCCAGCGUCAUGGUUAAAUUUGGCAAACUGAUUAAGACCUGUCAUCACAUGUGUUAUGCUCAUGGAAUACAUCUUGCUGUUUCUGAUGUUCUUUACAUGAAAACAGAUGGUAACUUAGUUAGUUUGGAAAGGAGAAAUGUUACCCAUCUCCAAGAAGAGGAAGCUGAUGAUGUGGAAGCUGUGCCAGAGGAAGAAGAGUUGAGUAGUAUGAUAGAGGUGGUAUCAGAUGAGGAUUUGGAAAAUAUUAGGUUAGAGGAUCUGGAAGAUGAUGAAGUAGGGAACAUAGAUUUGUCUGUCACCAUCAACAAAGUCAGGAAAAUUGUAAAGAUUUUUAGAAAAUCACCCACAAGAAAUGAGAAGCUGCAGAUGUAUGUUGUUAGUGAAUAUGGCAAAGAACUGAUGCUAAAACUCGACUCAAAGACAAGGUGGAACAGCUUGCUAGACAUGCUAGAGCGAUUUCUCAAAGUAAAAAACUCAGUUGCUAAAGCUAUGAUUGACUGUAAUAUGGAAAUGAACAUCACAAAUGGAGAAUUAAAAGUGCUGAAUGACUUAGUAACAGCACUGCAACCAGUGAAACUAGGGGCAGAGAGGAUGGGAUGCAGAGGUACAACUAUUCUUAGUGCUGAAGGUGUGUUUUCAUUCAUGUUGAAAGAAUUGAAUGAACAAAAGUCAUCAUUUUCAAUGAAGCUGCAAAAUUCUCUCUAUAGCAGAAUAAAUGAAAGGAGGAGUGCGGUUCUCGUAGGCCUUAUGAAAUACCUGCAUUGUGGUAAGGAUUAUAACAGCUGUGAGGAAAGAUUACCAUUAGCUUUACCCCGUAAGUCUGCCAUCGUGGAGUCAGCUAAACAGCUGUUAGGAAGACUGUUUCAAGUAAGUGAUGAAGAAGCUACAACUAGUGAUAAUGUGGAAACAUCUGUAAAUCAACAAAGCUCACUCACUGAUAGAUCUAUGGCAGCCAUAGAUCAGAUUCAGACACAAAGUACAAAAAAGAGAAGUGAAUGUAACUACAUUGGGAAGGAAUUCAGUGUAUUUGAGGCAACUGGGGACAGAACACAGAAUUUAGAAAAAUUGCUCCAGGCUCUCAACUCUGUACCACCAACGUCAGUUGAAUCUGAAAGGGUUUUUUUAGCAGCUGGCCUUUUUAUUACCAAACUAAGAUCAAAGCUCAGUGAUCGUAGUAUUGACUGUUUGUGCUUUUUGAAGAGUUAUUUCAAAAAUAAUUCUUAGGGUGUAUGACUGCAUUUGCAGCUGUGAUUUUUUUUUUUUUUUUUUUUAAUCUACAGGCCAUUCCAUACUCUAGCAUUGGGUGUUUAAAGUCCCACUUCCCUCUUUUCGUUUACCAUGUCUGGAAAGUUGGGCCUAAAUUCCAAAUAUUCUUUUUAUGAUUUUGUAUGUGCAUUACGGAAUUUUUAUUUUCUUCAGCUUUAUUCAAAUACACUGGGAAAAUACCAGAUAAUAUCUACUCUUCUUUAAUUUCAGGGCAUUUCGGAACUUUCAGUAUUUUCAUUUAUUUAUUUAUUUAUUUAUUUAUUUAUUUAUUCACUUUUUAGGUUUUGUGGAAUAUGGUGUUCAAAUUAUUUUACAUGUGUUAUUGAAUAUAUGCAAAAGUUAUUCCAUAGUUUCAUUUUCUGUGUAGUUUACAGUCUUGUGGAGCAAGAUGGCUUGAUGGGGGUCAGUGGAGGUGGCCAGUGCUACUGGCCAAGCUUCUAUAUGGAUAUGGUAAUAUGCAAAAAUUCAUAUUCUAUACGUAUUAGGAAACUCUAUGUCAUUUAAAAAUACUUAUUUCACACUUUCACAGGGUAAGUAACAGCGUAUUUUUUCUGUCUUUUGUUGUGCCCUUGAGUCGCUCCUGUUACUGUAAAAAAAAAAAAAAAAAAAAGUACUACUGAGGUUCAUUUACGAAUUACGAUAGAGAAGGAGUAUUAGCAAACAUUAUCUGCUACGGGAAAUCCCGGGAUCCCGGGAAAUGUCUUGAUUUUUCCCGGAAUCCCGGGAUGCUAUAAAAUCCCAAAAACAGGAAACCCUAGGGGGAAGAAAAUGGUUGAGAAUGACAAAACAGAAAUGUGAGGAGGAAGAAGAGGAAUGAGUGUUAAGAAAUGAUAAUAAAACAGGAAUGUAGAGCUGAGUGACGAAGAGGCUAAAGCAAGGAGAGCAUGAGGGCUGAGGAGAUGAUGAGGAGUGAGGGGACAGUGAGUAACAAGGAAGCUGAUGAAGGAACGUGACCUGGACAGCAAAUAAAUAAUGUUUGUCAAGUAGAAGGAAACAAAGAAAGAAGAUGUGGCAACGUGCACGAUCUGAAGCAUCCCUACUUGUUCCUUUCCUUCUUUAUCCCGUGCCUGCCUGCUCUCCUCCACUAAUCCACACUGCGUCACCCUCCACGCGCUCUCCUUCCCAGUCCAGCACCACACCAUUCUGUAUCCACGUCUCCUGCACUGCUUAUUUCCUCAUGUCCCACGCGCACUCUCCACUGCACACUACAUCCACUGCCUCGUCCACCAACCCUCCUCCUCAUCCGAUAGUCCAUCCUGCGGCCUUGACUCGCUGGCUGCUUGUUUCCUGUCUGUCACUAUCCCCUUCACUUCGUACUUUGCGUUGUUCAACCUUCAUUUUCUCCUGAGAGCUGUCCUCUCUCACCCCUUCCCUUGCCUUGCCUUCUUUAAAAUGAUCUCUUGUGUUUUACCAUGAAACUGCUUUCGUGCUUUUUUUUUUCGAUCAUAUUUCAUCGUAUCUUUAGUAUUUUUUGUUUCCCAGUAGUUUUGCCGCGUGGAGCCUUUUGAUCUCGUUGUUGUGGCGUUUAGAAUGAAGCAAUUAAUGUCACUUCCCCUUGUCUAACGCCCCCUGCUGCUCAUCAGUAAGAGGAAUGGUAGGUGUGAGACUUCCUGCAUCGUCCACACUGUCACGAGUUUCACAGACAGCAGCAGACCACAGCCUUUGUUCUGUAGCGCCUUAUCAUGUCAUAAGGGCUGUUUUCAAAAGACAAAGAGAUUACCUUUCUAUCUCAAGAGUACGAGUAUUUUUUCGAAUAAUGAAACAAAAUCUUUGUUGAACCUCCGCUAAAAACUUGAAAACCCUCACAACUUGUACUAGAGGUGCUACAGGCGGUCGAGGAGAGACACCGAGACGCUUGCAAAUAUCCAGAUCCCAGAGAAGCCGCGUGGUGUGUUCCUCUGUGUCUGCGGCAGUUAUGCACUUGUUGUCUCCUUGCAUUAGUGAAAGGAAUGUUCUCAUACGCAAGUGCACCUCUCGUGUGUGUGUGUGUGUGUGUAUGUGACCGCUAGCCUUCGUGUACAGGGAAACCACUUCUCCACUCAUCAGUUGCCAAUGUAUCGUGGUCACCUUACACUCAUUUUUCUAUUCUCUGCUUGUGUACUUUGUUUUAUUGAAUCCUUGUGUUUUGGUGUAUUUCCUCUUCUCUUGUCAGUGUUUACUCAGGUUUAACAGGAAGGUGUGUGUGUGUGUGUGUGUGUGUGUAUGCUGGGUUUCACUUUACGAAUGAAACUGUUUAAGGCUCAUAAAUCUCAUAAUAAAAGUGCCUAUAAUUAAUAUUCUCCUCAGUCAACCUCCCUAUAUUCAUCUAUUUAAAGACCCCUUGAUAAAACUGCUCUAUAACUUUAUGAAAAUACGCGAUUAUGUACUGAAAGAUGGUUGAGUAAAUGACAAAGCUAGUAUAGUUGCCCCGAGAAAAGCUGUGAAUCGUUUUAUGUGGUGAGCGGUCGGAGACGAAAGAUAGUGAAAACAGGCGUU